AUGCAAAAAGCACUUUUAGAUCUGACGACGGAAUGUUUGUUUACUGUGGAUGAAAUUCAGAAUGCAUGUGAAGAAGUUUAUGGUUCUAAACAUGUAAAAGAUAUAAAAUCGGUAGGAAUACUUCCUCCUUAUGAACCAUCUAGUGCUGAUACGGAUGAAGAUUUGGAUUUAUCAGACGCUGAAGUAAAAGGACUACCAGUUCAUCUACCAGGUCGUAUACUGAGAAGCACAACUGCAGUUGAAUUUAAAGCACCUGAUGAGUUGUUAGAAUUCGAUUCUAUAUUAGAAGAAAUUGAAAAAUCGCAAACUUCAACAAACAGGACCGCUAAUAGAGCAAAGAAGGCCCUAGAGAAUACUAUUAGAAACCUCACAUGCCAGAUCCUGCUAGCAGGUGAUUUCAAUGCCACAUACCCUGAAUGGGGCGCUGAAACCCCAGAUACAGAAGGAGGCUGA
Molecule: messenger RNA, 453 nt
Organism: Brassicogethes aeneus
Lineage: Eukaryota; Metazoa; Arthropoda; Insecta; Coleoptera; Nitidulidae
Source: the annotation of a GenBank genome assembly